CCCGCGGCGCGUGCGCGGCGGGUGCAUCCCGGGUCGGCGCGCGGGGGGCCGGCGGGAGAGACUGGCGAUGGUGCUGGAGACUCUGGCCCGCAUCGUCAAGGUCCAGCUGCCCGCGUACCUCAAGCGCCUGCCGCUGCCCGAGAGCGUCGGCGGCUUCAUCCGCCUCACAGUUUCAGAAUGGCUGCGGUUACUGCCUUUCCUGGGUGUGCUGGCCUUGCUCGGUUACCUUGCUGUUCGUCCCUUCCUCCCCAAGAAGAAACAGCAGAAGGAUAGCUUGAUUAACCUCAAGAUCCAGAAGGAAAAUCCCAAAGUAGUGAAUGAGAUAAACAUUGAAGAUCUGUGCCUCACUAAAGCUUACUGCAGGUGUUGGCGUUCAAAGACGUUCCCUGUCUGUGAUGGCUCCCACAACAAGCACAAUGAAUUAACAGGAGAUAAUGUAGGUCCACUAAUACUCAAGAAGAAAGAAGUAUAGCAGAUACUUAAUCUAGCUCAUGACUGAAAAAAAGUCUUUUGUACUGUUGUAGUUGCAAGGGACAGCAUUUUCUUAUGUGAUUGGUAUGAUUUAGUUUCAUGAGUGCUGUAGAUUUCAUUUUGGAAUAAACUGCCUUUAGACAGUGAUGAAUUUGUCACUGUUUUGGUACCUUAUUCUGAGAAGAAUUUUGCCUGCUUUGUAAAACUGUAAAGUACCUAUCUCUGUAAAUAAGUCGUUUAUUUCAAGAAUAAAUUGACUUUCUACAACUAA
Molecule: messenger RNA, 742 nt
Organism: Poecile atricapillus (Black-capped chickadee)
Lineage: Eukaryota; Metazoa; Chordata; Aves; Passeriformes; Paridae
Gene: CISD2
Product: CDGSH iron sulfur domain 2
Exons: 3
Coding region: 68-472 (134 amino acids)
Biological process (GO): regulation of autophagy; autophagy of mitochondrion
Cellular component (GO): mitochondrial outer membrane; intracellular membrane-bounded organelle
Molecular function (GO): 2 iron, 2 sulfur cluster binding
Source: RefSeq, a predicted model, not a curated record